This is a messenger RNA of Onychomys torridus (southern grasshopper mouse), 3680 nucleotides long. RefSeq names its product ubiquilin 1 (gene Ubqln1). Gene Ontology annotation, biological process: regulation of macroautophagy; autophagosome assembly. The transcript is spliced from 11 exons. NCBI's taxonomy places the organism in Eukaryota, Metazoa, Chordata, Mammalia, Rodentia, Cricetidae. The coding region runs from base 226 to 1968 and encodes 580 amino acids. Gene Ontology annotation, cellular component: cytosol; autophagosome. Gene Ontology annotation, molecular function: polyubiquitin modification-dependent protein binding. The record is from RefSeq and is a predicted model, not a curated record.
CCUGCGCGGCGCCGGCGACGGACGUGGGGGAGGUGCAGGAGGAGGAAGCGGCGGCGACGCGGAGAGUCCCCGCGUCCACACGGCAGCCGGUCGCCCACCGGGCCCGCACCCGCAGCCGCAGCCGCAGCCGCAGCCCGCGUCUACGCGCCCUCGGUGGCCCGCAGCCUGCCGCGCCCCGCGGACUCGGCCGCAGCCCCCAGCGUCCCGGUCGCCUGAGUCACCGCCAUGGCCGAGAGCGCGGAGAGCGGCGGCCCCCCGGGCGCGCAGGACGGUGCGGCCGACGGCGGCCCCGCCGAGCCCAAGAUCAUGAAGGUCACGGUGAAGACGCCGAAAGAGAAGGAGGAGUUCGCUGUGCCCGAGAACAGCUCGGUCCAGCAGUUCAAAGAAGAAAUCUCUAAACGUUUCAAAUCUCAUACUGACCAACUUGUGUUGAUAUUUGCUGGAAAAAUUUUAAAAGAUCAAGAUACUUUGAGUCAGCAUGGAAUUCACGAUGGACUUACUGUUCACCUUGUCAUCAAAACACAGAACAGGCCGCAAGAUCAUUCAGCUCAGCAAACAAAUACCACUGGAAGCGAUGCUACCAAUUCAUCAUCUCCUAAUAGUAACCCCACAUCUGCUCCUGCUGCUAACAGCCCUUUUGGCUUAGGUGGACUUGGAGGACUUGCAGGUCUCAGUAGCUUGGGUUUAAAUACUACCAACUUCUCUGAACUACAGAGCCAAAUGCAACGGCAGCUUUUGUCCAACCCUGAAAUGAUGGUCCAGAUCAUGGAAAAUCCCUUCGUCCAGAGCAUGCUCUCAAACCCUGACCUGAUGCGGCAGUUGAUUAUGGCCAAUCCACAGAUGCAACAGUUGAUACAGAGAAAUCCAGAGAUUAGCCAUAUGCUUAAUAAUCCAGAUAUAAUGAGACAGACAUUGGAACUUGCCAGAAAUCCAGCAAUGAUGCAGGAAAUGAUGAGGAACCAGGACCGAGCCUUGAGCAACCUAGAAAGCAUUCCUGGGGGCUACAAUGCUUUACGACGCAUGUAUACAGAUAUUCAGGAGCCUAUGCUGAGUGCCGCACAAGAGCAGUUUGGUGGUAAUCCAUUUGCUUCCUUAGUGAGCAGUACUUCCUCUGGUGAAGGAAGUCAGCCUUCUCGAACAGAAAAUAGGGAUCCACUACCCAAUCCAUGGGCUCCACAGACUUCCCAGAGUUCACCAGCUACUGGCAGCACUACCAGCACUGUGAGUGGCUCUGCUGGGGGUGCCACCAGUACCCCCACUGGGCAGAGUGCCUCAGGGCCAGGCUUGGUACCUGGAGCAGGAGCUAGUAUGUUCAACACACCAGGAAUGCAAAGCUUGUUGCAACAAAUAACUGAAAACCCUCAGCUUAUGCAGAACAUGCUGGCUGCCCCAUACAUGAGAAGCAUGAUGCAGUCACUAAGCCAGAACCCUGACCUUGCUGCACAGAUGAUGCUGAAUAAUCCCCUAUUUGCUGGAAAUCCUCAGCUUCAAGAACAAAUGAGACAACAGCUCCCAACUUUCCUCCAACAAAUGCAGAAUCCUGACACACUGUCAGCGAUGUCGAACCCUAGAGCCAUGCAGGCGCUGUUGCAGAUUCAGCAGGGCUUGCAGACACUGGCAACAGAAGCCCCCGGCCUCAUCCCAGGGUUUAAUCCUGGCUUGGGGGCAGCAGGCAAUUCUGGAGGCACUUCAGGAAACAGCGCACCUAGCACUGCACCUAGUGAAAACACGAGCCCCACAGGGGGUGCUACUGAGCCAGGCCACCAGCAGUUUAUCCAGCAAAUGCUACAAGCUCUUGCUGGGGUGAAUCCUCAGCUUCAGAGUCCAGAAGUCAGAUUCCAGCAGCAACUGGAACAGCUCAGUGCCAUGGGGUUUUUGAACCGAGAAGCAAACUUGCAAGCACUGAUAGCAACAGGGGGCGAUAUCAACGCAGCAAUUGAAAGGUUACUGGGCUCUCAGCCAUCAUAGCAGCAUUUCUGUAUCCUGAAAAAAUGUAAUUUAUUUUUGAUAACGGCUCUUAAAUCUUUAAAAUAACCUGCUUUAUUUCAUUGGAAUUCUGUGCUGUUAUAAACGAAACCAAUAGGAAGCAUCUGAGGUGGAGUGCAGUAAGAUGUGCGGGUUUUCUGUAUCUUUGGAACAGUGGGAAUCAAUGUUUUCAGUUAAGGCUGCUGCAUGCAUCAAACAGUUGGCAUUUAUUGUAAUUUUUUUAAAAUAUCACCUUUUCUAAUUGGGUGAACAAAUUUUUGUCCUGCAUCUGUCCAACUAACUUGCUUUUUAAACAUAACCCUAUGGUAGUAAUUUAUGUAGAAUAAAGGCAUUAAAAAGCAGAUCAUUUGCGCUCCAUGAUUUGUGGGACAGUAUUGCUUAUUGUGACUUUGGCAUGUAUUUUUGCAAAUAAUGCUGUAAGAUUUAUACUACUGACAAUUUUGCUUAUUUGUAUACAGUACAAAUUAUUGCGCGUUUCUAGAUCAUCUAAGCAAAAUUCCUGUAACCAAAAAAAGUAAAAUAAGGAUUCUUAAUUGUGUAGAAUCUUACAGCAUCUUUGAUAAACAUCUCUCAGCAGAAGUGCCAUUUAGUCAGGUUUGUUGAAAAUAAAGAAAAACUGAUUCUGGUUAUCUCUUUAGGGACAUUUAAUUGUACAGAAAAUAUAAUGUAAUAAUAUCUCAACAUUUACAUAAUGGCUGUAAAGUACCUUUAUUUUGUUCAGAUUGAAGAAGCACUGUAACACACCAAUGCAUAUGCCCGGGGUUGCUGCUCCCCAUAGUCUCUAAGCAGCAUUGAGUUUGGUUGAAUGUGCUUUCACUGAAAGUGCUGAUGUUUCCAUUUUAAUUGCCAUAUAAAAGUAGAACUAUCUUUUGGGUUUAUCAGCUUUCUCAUUCAUAGGCAAUACCUGGAUUUAAAAUGAUUAGUGAGCCACUCGUUUCUGAAGUGUUUGCCUAGUUCUAUUAAGAAAUAGUUGAAUGUUGUGCUGUUCAGAGCCUCAGAGAGGGGGGUGGGGGAUGGGUAAGACAGAAUCUAUUCUGGAUUGGGCCAGCCUGAACUAAGUGAUACUGGCAACUAAGAUUCUGUGGAGACUCUAUGCGUAUAGUAGUGUCAGUCUGGUGAAAACAAAGAGCCGUUUUAACAGUUUUGAGUACAUUUGGCUAUCUUAUAGCCUCUUUCUUCCUUCCCCAAAGAAGUUCUGUUUGCCUAACUCUCACACUGUUGGGGUGAUACAUUCCUUUGGGACCAAUUAAAAUAUAACUUUAGGGUCAGUGAUAUAUGCGGCUGACUCUGGUUCAGUAUUCUCUUAGGUCAUUGUAUUCUUUCUUGUACAGUUAUCCGAAAUUAUGAUGUUAAAAUAAUCUAAAACGAGUUCAGACAAAUAAAAUCAAGGGAACUAGAAGGUGAAUUCCAUAACUUCUGUAAGCUGCUUGCUAUUAAAAGGUUGAGAGGCCAGGUUGCCCCCAGACUGCACUGUUGUGACACUUUUCCCAGGAAGAAAGCAUGUACAAAGGUCAGGGUGGAGGCAUGGCUGGAGGAGCUUAGCAAGGAUAGUGUUGGUGUGUCCCUGCCCUCUGCCUUACGCCUCCGUCUGUCUGGGUUAAGGACUUUGUACUGGUGAAUGGUACCACAGGCGGGGCGGUGUCAUCACCAGUUUGAUUUAUUAAUCACAAAUAACAAUAAAUUUCCAGCUUUUA